Molecule: messenger RNA, 1272 nt
Organism: Aspergillus melleus
Lineage: Eukaryota; Fungi; Ascomycota; Eurotiomycetes; Eurotiales; Aspergillaceae
Product: NADH:flavin oxidoreductase/NADH oxidase
Exons: 2
Coding region: 1-1272 (423 amino acids)
Cellular component (GO): intracellular anatomical structure
Molecular function (GO): NADP binding; FMN binding; NADPH dehydrogenase activity
Source: RefSeq, a predicted model, not a curated record
AUGGCAAACUGGCCCGACGUUCCUACUAAGCCCGCCGAGGGCAUCUCAUACUUCACGCCCGCUCAGAGCCCGCCGGCCGGUACUGCGCGGGAUCCUCAAACGAGCGGAAAGCCCAUUCCGAAGCUAUUCAAGCCUCUCACCAUCCGCGGCACCACAUUCCAGAACCGCCUCGGAUUGGCUCCUAUGUGCCAGUAUGGCGCCGACGACGGCCACAUGACCCCGUGGCAUCUCGCCCACUACGGCGGAAUCGCGCAGCGCGGCCCCGGAAUGAUGAUCAUCGAAGCCACGGGUGUUGUCCCUGAAGGCCGUAUCACGCCCCACUGCGUCGGUCUCUGGAAAGAUUCCCAAAUCGACUACCUGAAGCAGGUCGUUGAGUUCGCCCACUCACAGGGCCAAAAGAUCGGUAUCCAGCUGGCCCACGCCGGCCGGAAGGCCUCCACCGUCCCGCCCUGGCUCGGCGGCGUGACGGCCACGAACGCCGUCGGCGGGUGGACCGACAACGUCAAGGCCCCUAGCGCGAUUCCCUUCGCGGAGGGCGAGAUCGUUCCUAAGGCCAUGACUAAGGAGGAUAUCCAGGAAGUUAAGGAUGCGUGGGUGGCUGCGACUAAGCGCGCCGUGCAGGCGGGUGUUGAUUUCAUUGAGAUUCACAACGCUCACGGAUACCUGCUUUCUUCGUUCUUGACGCCCUCGGCGAACCAGCGCACGGACGAGUACGGCGGUAGCUUCGAGAACCGCAUUAGACUGUCCCUUGAAAUUGCCCAGUUGACUCGCGACACGGUCGGGCCUAACAUGCCUGUUUUCCUCCGCGUCAGUGCCACCGAUUGGUUGGAGACCAGCAAGCCCGAGGAGAAGGGUUGGAAGUUGGAAGACACGGUGGACUUUGCCCGGGCGCUUGCGGCCCAGGGAUGCAUUGAUCUGAUCGAUAUCAGUACCGGAGGUGUGCACAGCGCGCAGAAGGUGACGUCUGGAGCUGGAUUCCAGGUGCCUUUUGCGACGGCUGUCAAGAAGGCGGUUGGCGAUAAGAUGGCUGUCGCGGCUGUCGGUAUGAUCAACAAUGGAAAGCUGGCCGAGCAGAUUCUGAACGAGGAUGAUUUGGACGUCAUUCUCGUUGGACGUGCCUUCCAGCGUGACACUGGAUUGACGUGGCAGUUUGCUAAGGACUUGGACGUUGAGAUUGCCAUGGCUGCCCAGAUUCGUUGGGGCUUCACGAGCUUCCGCAAUGCUUCAGAGUAUAUCCAGCCCAACUCGAUGAAGGCAUCCAUCUUUGAUUAG